CACUGCUGUUAUGUCCUGGGUACAAGUUGCAGUCAGCCGAUUCAGUGAGGAUAUAUUUGAUGAAGAUGGUGAUGAGAUGUAUCUACUACAGAAAGAAUGGAACAGCACCAUGAAAAAAAGACUGAAGGAAGGCUAUAGGGAUGGAAUUGAGGCUGGGAAAGAAGUUGCACUCCAGGAAGGCUUUAAUCAAGGUUACAGACACGGUGCUGAGCUGAUGGUUACAUGUGGCCAGUUCAGAGGAACCCUGAAUGCUCUCUUAUCCUGGUGUCAUUUUAAUGGACAUGAUUCUGCUUUAAGCAAGAUAAAUAAUCUUCUUGAUGUUGUUGGAAAGCAUGAAGAAGAUGUGCUUAAGUAUCUGAAUUCUACUGAACAACAGCCACAUCUCGGACACAUUUUAGAUUCUGUUCAGGACAUGGACCUGAAUCACACAGCUCCAGCUGGGACAGAGCACAAUGAAGUUAAAGCUGGAAAACACAAAGACAUUGGCAGCUCUGGUGAAAACAUUUGUAGAAAUAACGGUGAGGUUGGUUCCUUGCAGUCUGAGUGCAGUAAGGCGAAACUCUGCACAGAUCCUGAAAGGUCAACCCUUGCUUGGGUUAAAAAGCAGACUAUUUGGCUAGUAGAGCAACUGGGCUUAUCACUGGAUAUACUCCAUCAUGUCCAGCAACUGGAACAUUAGUUUUUCUG
Messenger RNA from Nipponia nippon (crested ibis), 687 nucleotides. RefSeq names its product YAE1 maturation factor of ABCE1 (gene YAE1). Lineage: Eukaryota; Metazoa; Chordata; Aves; Pelecaniformes; Threskiornithidae. The record is from RefSeq and is a predicted model, not a curated record.